UAAUUAUGUCAUGUAUUGCAUGGGAUGCCUUUUUCUAUUUAUAGUUAACCGAGUCCAAUUUAAACAACUAGACUAUAAUAAGUUUUUCCAAUCUUAGUAUCUUUUUGCCGGCCAGUAAAUAUUUCUAGACCAGAACAAUCCAAUCUUCUUGGAGUAGGAACUCAGCUCAACCGUUCAGAUUAAAGAUGGAAACAAGGACAGCCUCAAGUGCAGCUGUAAGUGAAGUUCUUAAUGUAAACAAUUAUUUGGUUUGGAGCAUCCAAGUGAGAACCUAUUUGAUUGCUCAAGAUCUAUGGGACAUUGUUAAUACAACUGACGAAUGUCCUAAACAAGAAGAUGAUGAAGCUGCUUUCAAGGCUUGGAGCAAGAAGAAUGCCAUGGCUUUACAUGUGAUCCAAAUUUCAUGCCCGCAACGGAUAUGUCAUGUGAUUAGUCUGAUCACUUCUGCCAAAAUUGCUUGGGAAACUUUGGACGCAAUAUGCCGGAUCCCCAAAAGACAUUAUGUUGCGAAGGAGGAAGAAAGUUGUGUGGCUUGGAGCAAUCGGAUGAAAACAUUUUUAAUGGAACAUGAUCUUUGGAACAUUGUUGUUGAAACAACCAACAAACCAACUACACCUGCUUGGAGCAAGAAGAAUACUUUGGCCUUAUAUUUUAUUAGGGAAUCCUGUGGGUUGGACAGAUUUUCUUUGAUAGAGAAAAUUAGUAAGGCUGACAACGCUUGGUACGAAAUUGCAGACACAGGGAUGGAGAACGAUGAGAACGGUCAUUUCAGUCAGUAUGUAUCCCUCGAAAAACAUAUCCGCGAAGGUGAAUGGGAUGCUGCUAAUCAGUUCAUUAUCUCCAAUCCGAGGGUAGUGAUUGCAAAAAUUUCAAUUACUGGAAGCACGGCUCUACACAUUGCUAUCUUUGAAGGACAUAUGAAUAUUGUGGAGGAGUUGGUAAAGAUAAUGUCGGAAGAAAACUUAAAAUUUAAAAAUAGAGGUGGUUAUACUGUUCUAGGUUAUUGUGCUAUUGCUGGAAACAUCCAGAUGGCAAAAUGUAUAAUUGGGAAGAGCCGGACCUUACUUAGCAUUGGAAAUGGAAGCGAUGACCUCAUUCCAGUCGUGCUAGCUCUUACGUAUAACCCCCAUGGAACAGAAAUGGCGCGCUAUCUCUAUUCUCAAACUCCUCUAGAAGAUCUAAUGCCAAGAAAUGGCAUCAACGGUGCUACGUUUAUUACCCGGGCUAUUUAUUCCAAAGCUAUUGAUAUGGCUUUGGAUUUACUCGAACGUUACCCUGAGUUGGCUAUCGCUCCGGAUUGCAGUGGGCGGUCUCCUGUGGAAGUAUUGGCUGGCAUGUCUUUUGCAUAUCGGAGUGGAAAUCGUCUCGUAUAUUGGAAACAGUGGAUCUACAACAGAAUAUGCAGUCCACUAGCUGAUGACACCAACCAAAUCCCUAUAAGCUUCCAAAAUUCAGAGAUGGAAAUAUACGGUCAAGCAAGAAAUAUCGAAUCAGCUCGAGGAUCAGUUUGGAAUCUCCCUAAAUUCCUGGAAAUUGAUCAAAUAUAUGAAUUGAAGCUUCUUCACCACCAAUCCAAAAAACUUUUACUUCGCAUGUGCGAAGUAUUACCGGGUUUGAAUCUUCAACAACUAGAAAAUGGUAAGGUUAUUGAAGCCAUGAUCAAAGCUGUCAAGCAAGGGAGAGUUGAGUUUGUUACCGAAAUGCUGAAAGCAUGUCCUGACCUUGUAUGGUGUCGUGAAAACUCCACGGAUCGAGACUUAUUUAAGUUGGCCGUUCUUCAUCGUCAGGAUGAAGUAUUUCGCCUCCUAUGCAGAUCUCCUGCAAAGAACCCAAAAUUUGCUUUAGAAGAUCGCGAUAAAAAUACCAUAUUACACUUCGCUCCGCUAGACGUAAUACGGUUCCAGGAGCAGCUUUUCUUAUGCAAAGAGAAGUACAAUGGUAUAAGUUCUCUUAUGAUUAAUUAUCUGACACUCUUUGGAAACUCUAUUCUAAACUACAAUGAGGUGGAGAGCAUUGUCCCUCCUUCCAAAUUAGAAUGUAUAAACACAAAUGGUAAAAGACCUCGAGAAUUGUUUACAGAAAGCCAUAAAGUGUUGGUGAAAGAAGGAGAAGAAUGGAUGAAGGGGACAUCAUCUUCUUGUACAGUGGUAGCUACUUUGAUUGUUACCAUUAUGUUUGCAGCAGCAAUUACAGUUCCAGGUGGCAACAAACAAGAAACAGGCUUGCCAACCUUCUUAAAUGAGAAGGUUUUUAUGGUCUUUAUAAUAUCUGAUGCUUUGUCUCUACUUUCUGCCUCAACUUCACUGUUGAUGUUUCUUGGCAUCCUCACAUCACGUUAUGCAGAGGAAGAUUUCCUUAAUUCCUUACCCAAAAAGAUGAUAGUUGGCCUUUCCACCCUUAUCCUCUCCAUAGCAACCAUGAUGAUAACCUUUUGUGCUUCUCUUUCCAUUAUUCUACCAGGAAAAUCACGGGUGGUCAUUCCUGUCAUUUGUCUUGCUAGUGUUCCAGUUACCCUAUUCACAUGCAUGCAAUUUCACCUUCUUAUUGACAUGGUCAUUUCAACAUAUGGAUCAAGGAUCAUAAACAAGAAAGCGAAGUAUGGGUCAUAA
Quercus robur (English oak) is the source of this 2609-nucleotide messenger RNA. RefSeq lists its product as uncharacterized. The record is from RefSeq and is a predicted model, not a curated record. Bases 186 to 2609 code for a protein of 807 amino acids. NCBI's taxonomy places the organism in Eukaryota, Viridiplantae, Streptophyta, Magnoliopsida, Fagales, Fagaceae. Gene Ontology annotation, molecular function: protein binding. The transcript is spliced from 10 exons.